Molecule: messenger RNA, 510 nt
Organism: Pieris macdunnoughi
Lineage: Eukaryota; Metazoa; Arthropoda; Insecta; Lepidoptera; Pieridae
Source: the annotation of a GenBank genome assembly
AUGGACAACUGGUUCACUAGUGUCCCACUGGCCAAAUCGCUUUUAGAUGAACAUACGCUUACCAUGGUGGGCACACUGAGAAAAAACAAGCCCGAAAUACCAAAGUGUUUCUUACCGGAAAAAAAACGAGAGACGACUUCUAGCAUAUUUGGUUUCCAAAAAGAUAUGACUUUGUGCUCAUAUGUGCCGAAACCAAGAAAAGCAGUUCUGCUUUUAUCGACAAUGCAUCACGAUGAUAAUGUUGAGGGUAUCAAUUCCUAUGUAAUAUACAAAUCUAAAAUUGACUCCAAUAUAUCCCGAAGACUAUUUAUAAAGCUACUGGCUGUUGAUUUAGUCAAACCUCACCAAAUAUCAAGAGCCAGCAUACCCACACUACCACGACCGCUGCAAAAACGACUAAAAAGACAACAUGAAAUUCAGGACCAAGAAUCUAUUUCUGAAGCAGGCCGAUCGCAAUCAUACAAAAGCAAUGACCAUAUGAAUAUAGUCUGUAAAAAUUGCAACGAUUAA